AUGAGGCUGCUGAUGCAUUUCACUUCACCUCUACGAGCAAGUCUUCGAAUGGCGAGCUUGGGGAUGCCUUGGAUAUUAUCCCUUAGCACCUUCCUGUGCCUCUUUGUCCUACCCUUUCCCAACCCCUUUCCUCGGAUAUUAGGUUUGAAAGAUGUAUUACUUGCGCCCCAAGCUAUUGACUUUGAACAAGUGAUUGUGAAUUUGGGUGAGGAAUAUCUCCCAAGUAAGGGAUGA
Messenger RNA from Prunus armeniaca (apricot), 234 nucleotides. NCBI's taxonomy places the organism in Eukaryota, Viridiplantae, Streptophyta, Magnoliopsida, Rosales, Rosaceae. The record is from the annotation of a GenBank genome assembly.